This is a messenger RNA of Rotaria sordida, 810 nucleotides long. The record is from the annotation of a GenBank genome assembly. Lineage: Eukaryota; Metazoa; Rotifera; Eurotatoria; Philodinida; Philodinidae.
AUGAAUUUAUUAUUUCUUUUAUUAUUAACAAUCAUUCCUCAAGCAUUCAGUUUGAACGCAUUGUUUCUUAGCUUUGGUGCAGCUGGUCAUUCUAUUCCAAUGUUUGAAUUAGUGAAAGCAAUGAAGAAUCAUAAUGUAACUUUUAUUACGGAAGUAUUAGCACAAUCGUAUAUUAAUACUGAAAUGUAUUCGAAUAGAUCUUCAUUUCAAUUGAUCUUUACAAAUGAUUCAACCGAUGCAAUUAUGGAAGAAAACAAAAUACAACAAGAUAUUAUUGAAUAUUUUAUGAAUCAUUCAUUAUUUGAUAGUCUAUUUUAUAUGAUACCAACAGUUAGCCGAACUACAAAUGUAUUUAUGCAUAAAGCAGUGCAUGUAUUAAUGUCUGACCAAAAUCUGCUAUUUACGCAAUCGAACUGUUUGAAUUUAAUUGGUAUACCACCAACACUCUAUCCACCAUCGUAUUCACAUCAUCUUACGAAAUAUCUUGGUGGAUUUAUAGAUGAAUCAUCGAUCGAUCAUGUUGAUAAUGAUCUUACAAGGUGGAUUAAAUUCAAACCAAUGAAUUCGAUUCUCUAUGUAGCUUUUGGUAGUACGGGUAUUAUUAGACUCGAUAGAAUGAAGAAUUUGAUUCAUGGUUUGGUCGAAUUUCUAUUACAAACAGAUUCGGCUUGUGUCAUAUUGGCGUUUCGUGGUAGAAAUUAUAAUAAUUAUCAAAUUGUAUUCACUGAGAUACAAAAUGUUGAAUAUCGACGAAUUUUGGUGGAUGAUCAACGAAUUAAAAUUGAACAUCAAUUUGUUCAACAAAAAUGA